Molecule: messenger RNA, 4816 nt
Organism: Ctenopharyngodon idella (grass carp)
Lineage: Eukaryota; Metazoa; Chordata; Actinopteri; Cypriniformes; Xenocyprididae
Product: NACHT, LRR and PYD domains-containing protein 1 homolog
Exons: 16
Coding region: 318-3443 (1041 amino acids)
Biological process (GO): inflammatory response; regulation of apoptotic process; innate immune response
Cellular component (GO): cytoplasm
Source: RefSeq, a predicted model, not a curated record
CUCCCCUUUAUGCAUGAAUGUAGCCAGGUGAGGUCCUCAAUAUAGUAGGUGGCGGUAUGCACCUUUAACGAUGGUCUGUAACCCGCCAUAAAACUAGAAGAACAAGAAGAAGAACAAGAAGAAGGUGGUUCGAGAACUCCGAAUAGAUCGCUUCCUCAAUGUGUGAUAACAUCCUGUUACUCCCUACAUCCGUUAACAACAAUUAUUGGCGCCUUCCAACAGACGAAAUGAUUGACAAAACUUUGCUAUGUUCUCACUUCAUUUCAUAUGAAUUUUCUGAUAAUUCAACUACAUUGAUUUAAAACAACGACCUACAUAUGGAGAUUCUGGACGCUGACAAGGACUGUUGGGAGAUUAAGAGAAAGAGAAAACAUGAAGAACAUCAGGAGUCAGCAGAUGCAGAUGUCCUCCAUACCAAAUCGAGGACAACUAGACCUACGUCCAUCAUGAAAGUAAGAAGGGCUGAAACUGAACCGUCUAUUUUCUCUACUGAAUUUGGAAGUUUACCCAGCCAGACAGGAUUUCGGAAGUUUGUACGUCAGUACAAGUUGUCAGUCAAACAGAAGCAUGACAGUGAGUGGAGCUUCCUGUCUGGUGAACAAGAGUCAUUGUAUGCUCUGUAUACUGAACCACUGAUCAUUCAGAAAAAUGAAGAUGGCUGUUUUAAAAACACCCAUGUGUACGAGUUUUUCCAGUUGGGUGGGGCAGUGACUGUCAUUCUCCAAGGCGACUCUGGCAGUGGCAAAUCCUUCAUAGCACAAAAGAUCAUGUUGGACUGGGCAUCUGAAAUGUUUUCUGCUAGUCGUUUUGAUCUAGUUUUCUAUCUGAGGUGUGAAGAGCUGAUGUGUAUUUCUGAGGAGAUUAACUUAAUUGAGCUCUUGAGCUACAGCUGCAGUUUAACAUCUGAUCAGAUCUCACAGAUGUUACAGCAGUUACCAGAGAAUGUGCUUUUCAUCAUUGAUGGAUUUGAUGAGUUGAAACUCACACAGGUAAUUUAUGAAAUGUCAGCACACACUCAUCCACUUCAAAAAGCACCACCUGAGGUCAUUCUUUGUGGCCUAAUAAGGAAAUACCUCAUCCCUGAGUCCAUACUGCUGGUUACCACCAGAACUAAGAACACUGUGAACAAGCUGCUGAAAGGAAAACAGUGUUUCACUGAGAUCAUGAGUUUCUCUGAGAAGAAGGUGGAGGAGUACUUCCAGAAGUUCUUUAGGAAAGAGUAUGACUGUGUGAGAGCAAAUGAAACCCUUUUCACUGCCUGUUCCAUUCCUGUUAUCUGCUGGAUCAUCAGUGAGAUGUUCAGAGUUGGUGCAAAUGUAACAAGUGGACUGGAAACCACCACCUCCAUCUACAUUGACUUUGUAUCCACUCUACUGGAGCAUCACUGCCAGGGUUUGAGCAGGUCCGUCCCGACCCUGCUGAGGAGUCUGGGUCAGCUGGCAGAGAGAGGGAUGCUGGAACAGCAAGUCUUGUUUGAUGAGAAAAGUAUAAAAGAAACAGUUUCAGACCCUGCUGACAGUCCAUUCCUGUGCAAGUUCCUCUCUAGGAGAAGAAUCCAUCAGGAAACGAUGUUCAGUUUCAUGCAUCACAGCUUUCAGGAGUUCUUCACUGCUCUGUACUAUGUCCUUCUGGAUGAAGAAGAGUCCCAGAGGAAAGUGACAGAGCUUCUUAACACUGUAGAGAGAGGAUGGGCUUUGUCCUGUUGGUCUGAUAGAGACUUUUCAAUGGCAGAUGUAAAAAUAAGACAUGCAAAGCUUCUGCAGCCUGUGAUUCUGUUCCUCUGUGGUCUCUGUAAGAAAGAUGGGAUCGCCACAUUCAUUGAAAAGUACAACAUGGCAGUUUCUAGCAACAUAGGAACCCAGCUUAAGGAGUGGCUCCAUCAGUGCUCACAGAGAUAUCAAAAUGAACACAUGUUGUUCAUUCUCCAUUGUCUCUAUGAGCUCCAUGACAAGAGCUUUGUUGGGAAAGUUUUGGAAGGUUUAAUUUUGAUAGAUCUGUCUACUUUGCCUCUGAAAAUGACAGACUGUUGGGUGUUGAAGUACUGUUUACAGUGCUGUGAACACAUCGAAAACCUGAAACUCCAUGUAACAUCUGAAAAUCUGAAGAUGCUUCAGCCUGAACUGUACUGCUGUGAAGAGUUAUGGUUGAUGAUGAAUUGCAUUCCAGAUGAUGAUGUUGGUUUGAUUUCAUCUGCUGGCAAAGGAAAGAUUCUCAAUAAAUUGAUUAUAAAGGAGCUUGGAAACCGUGGAAGUGUAUUCUGCCCAGAGAUCACUCUGUCGGUCAGAGAUGAAGACAUCACGUUGUCUUUGAGCACAUCAGAGAUCAUAGAAACAUCAUUAAAGACGGAAUUAACUCUAACCCGUCCAAACUCAGUGGUUUCCACCAUCAACUGGGUGAAAUCACAGAACGAGUCGGAAUUGUACAUGUUUAAUCUUUUUGAUCUUGAGGAAAAGGGACUUCGUCUGUUGACGUUCCUGCAAUCAGUGUUUGAUUUGAAGAAAGUCUGUCUGCAGGCCUCAGAUCUGACUACAUUUGGCCCUUUAAUCCUGUCCCUUAUUCAGGCCUGUCCCAGCCUGAUUGAACUCAGUAUAAAUUUUAGAUAUCCAUUCAUGGUGCAAAUCAUGUCCCUGAAGGAAUCAUUGAGGCAGAUGGGUUGGACUCUGACUGUCUGGGGGGAAUCAGUAUUGAUUCAACAAGAAGGGGAGAGAUUCACAGAGGAGGAGCUGAAGGUGAAUAGAGAAAAGAGUGAGUGCAGAAUAGGAGAGAGUUCAGAUUCUGUGACUUAUUCAUCAUUAAGAGAUGAAUCAUCAUCAGCACAAUCAUCCUCAGAAGAUGCAGAAGUGUUUACACCUGAACUACUUCAGGGAGAUGAUGAGAAACACAAGAAAACAUAUAGGUUUGUGUGUCCACAUGCUGGUCAGUUUCAGUGCAGUCUGACCAACCUUGUGUUUGUGAUGGAGGGUGAAGGAGAGGUGCUCUAUAAAACUGUCUCAUGGGAUCCUCGUCUGUUAGAUGGUUUGGGUCAGAUGCAGCCUGCAGGACCCUUGUACAACAUUGACUGUUUUCAUGGUUCAGUCUCAAGACUGCACCUUCAACACUGUGAAAUAUUCACUGAGGAAAACAAGGAUGGUUUGGCUGUAGCACAUUUAACUGGCGGUAAUAUAGCAAUAAUGCAGCCUCUCCAAGUGACUGAAACUCAUGUGAUGAUUGACAUCAGAGAUCUCUCCAUCUUUGGGCUCAUAAAAAGGAUGAUCUUUCCUCCUUCCCCUGUUGCUGCCCAAGUGCUUGUCUUUCUGCGUCCGAUAACUUUCAGACAAAGAGAAAACAUACUGGAUGUCCAUUUGCUCCCGUGGAAUGUUCCACUGUCAGAGCGACAUCGCUUCUCUGAUGAUGUGUUUACUGGCAGGAGGACGGGACAACCUGUCACUCACAUGAGAUCAUAGCAAUAGCAAACCACAACGAUCAAAUCAAUUCCCGAUGGACAAAAUUAAGUCCUGCCCUACAUUUUUUUUCUUGUUCGAUAAGCUGUUUAACUCAGAUAAACAUCGAUGAGCCAAAACAUUAUGACCACCUGCCUAAUAUGCUGUUGGUCCUCGGUGUACUGCUAAAACAGCACCGACUGGACGAGGCAUAGACUCUACAAGACUCCUGAAGAUGUCCUGUGGUAUCUAGCACCAAGACAUUAGCGGCAGAUCAUUCAAGUCCUGUAGGUUACGAGGUGGAGCCACCGUGACUCAAACUUGUUGGUCUAGCACAUCCCACAGAUUUUCAAUUGGAUUGAGAUCUGGGGAAUUUGGAGACCAGAGCAACAUCUUGAACUCUUCAUGUUCCUCAAACCAUUCCUAAACAAUGUGCAGUGUGACAAGCUGCAUUAUCCUGCUGAAAGAGGGUACUUCCACCAGGAAAUACCAUUGUCAUGAUGGGGUGUACCUGGUCUGCAACAAUCUUUAGGUAGGUGGCACAUGUCAAAUUUAUGUCCACAUGAAUGGCCAGACCCAGGGUUUCCCAGCAGAACUUUGCCCAGAGCUUCAUACUCCCUCUACCGGCUUGUCGUCAUCCCACAUUGCAUCCUGGUGCCAUCACUUCCCCAUGUAAAUGACGCACAUGUACAGGCUAUCCACGUAACAUAAGAAAAAAUGGGACUCGUUGGACCAGGCAACUUUCUUCCACUGUUCCGCUGUCCAGUUCCAACGCUCGUGUACUCAACUUAGGCGCUUUCAAUAGUGGACAGAGGCACUCUGAUUGGUCUGCUGCUAAGUAGCCCCAUACACAGCAGUGGCACAUUCCUCCCUUAGCUAUCAUUAAAAUUUUAUGUCAUUUGUGCUACAGUAGACCUUACGUUGGCCUGGACCAGGUGGGAUAAAGUCUUGUCAAAUUGCUCAGAUCUUUAUUCCUGCCCAUUUCUCCUGCAUCCAACACAAUGAUUACGAGAACUGAUUGUUUGCUUACCAACUAAUCUACCCAGACCUUAAUAUGUGGCCUUGUUAGGAAAUGAUCAGUGAUAUUCACUUUACCUGUGACUGGUCAUAAUGUUUUGGCUUAUCAGUGUACAACACAGUAGGAAAGAAGAGAAUAUUUCAUACUUUUCAUACCAACUUUAAACGUGGGAGUGAAUCCGGUUAUUUAUUGUUCACUAGUAAUUAGUUCUUAGUCACUAGCUAUGUUUCCAUCCAAAGUUGUGAAUUUAAAAAUUGGAAUAUUGCAUAAAAUAUUUGUUAAUAAAUCACUGUUUUCAUCCCAUGUGUUCAAGAGAACAAAAUAAUCACUUCCUGGGAAAUUGCCGCAAAAUAUCUAAUAAAAAUGGAAGUUGCUGCAA